UGCAUUGUGGGCGCACGGUCCGUUGUUCAUUUGCCAUUCGACCUCCGCCAGGGCCUGGUCGGACGGAAACGCUCCGCCGGCUUUAUUGUCGGUUCGUUAUGUGGCGGAGCCGGGCAGUUUAGCGCGCCGCUCGCCCUCGGCGCCUCGGAAGCCGGCGGCGGAGUCGGGACUCCUCGGCGCGCCGGAGGAAGGAUAUCUGUUUGGAGGGUCGGUGUGUGCGCGCGCGGCUUUAAAGCGGGGGCAGCGGAGGGUCUCCCCGCACUCCGCCGCUCAACUUCGAAGGCCCCGCGCGCCCCCGGCUCGCUCCUCACCUCCCCGCCGCCCGCCCCCUUCUCCGCGCGGGACGCUGCCCGGAGCGCGGCGGGGCGGGGGUGGAGGACGAGGAGGCGGCCGGAGGCGGCGGCCCGGCGGGCGACGGCGGACGCGUGAGGCAGCCCCGGGCGCGAGCGCGAGCGGGGCGGGAGGGCGAGGCCGGGCCCCGCGAGACCGGAACGCCGGGGGCGGGGGCGGGGGCGAGGCGGAGGGGGAGCGCGCGGGACGCGGCCCGAGGCCGGGCGCGAGCCGGGGCACCGGGCGGCGGCGCGCGCCAUGUCGUUCAGUGAAAUGAACCGCAGGACGCUGGCGUUCCGAGGAGGCGGGUUGGUCACCGCCAGCGGCGGCUCCACGAACAAUAACGCUGGCGGGGAGGCCUCGGCUUGGCCUCAGCAGCCCCAGCCGAGACAGCUCCAGCCGCCGGCGCCGCCGGCGCCUCAGCAGCUCAAUGGGCGGGGGGCCGACGAGGAAGUGGAAUUGGAGGGCCUGGAGCCCCAAGACCCGGAGGCCUCCGCCGGGGCGGCUGCCGCCGCCGCCGCCGAGGAAACCAAGGAGUUACUGCUCCCCCAAGACGCGGGCGGCCCCACCUCGCUGGGCGGCGGUGGCGCGGGGGGCCCCCUGUUAGCGGAAAGGAACCGUCGGACUCUGGCCUUCAGAGGAGGCGGCGGCGGCGGGGGUCUCGGCAACAAUGGAAGUAGCCGCGGCCGCCCCGAGACCUCGGCGUGGCCCCUGAGGCAUUUCAAUGGGCGAGGGCCAGCGGCGGUGGAGCUGGAGCUGGACGCGCUGGAGGGGAAGGAGUUGAUGCAGGACGGCGCGUCCCUGAGCGACAGCACCGAGGACGAGGAGGAGGGGGCGAGCCUGGGCGACGGCAGCGGGGCGGAAGGCGGCAGCUGCAGCAGCAGCAGGCGGUCGGGCGGCGAUGGCGGGGACGAAGUGGAGGGCAGCGGUGUGGGAGCUGGCGAAGGAGAGACUGUCCAGCACUUCCCGCUCGCGCGGCCCAAGUCCCUAAUGCAGAAGCUACAGUGCUCCUUCCAGACCUCUUGGCUCAAAGAUUUUCCCUGGCUGCGGUAUUCCAAGGAUACUGGCCUGAUGUCUUGCGGCUGGUGCCAAAAGACCCCAGAGGACGGGGGAUGCGUAGACCUUCCUCAAGUGGGGCACGAUGAGCUUUCGCGAGGUACCCGCAACUACAAGAAAACCCUGCUUCUGAGGCACCACGUCUCUACCGAGCAUAAACUCCACGAAGCCAACGCCCAGGAGUCAGAAAUACCAUCAGAGGAGGGGUACUGUGACUUUAAUAGUAGGCCAAAUGAGAACUCAUAUUGCUAUCAACUUCUUCGACAACUAAAUGAACAGAGAAAGAAAGGUAUUCUUUGUGAUGUCAGCAUUGUGGUGAGCGGAAAAAUCUUUAAAGCUCAUAAGAACAUCCUGGUUGCAGGCAGCCGUUUCUUUAAGACUUUAUAUUGCUUUUCAAACAAAGAAAGCCCUAACCAAAACAAUACUACCCAUUUAGAUAUUGCUGCAGUUCAAGGUUUUUCAGUCAUCUUGGACUUCUUGUAUUCUGGUAACCUGGUGCUCACAAGCCAAAAUGCCAUUGAAGUGAUGACAGUGGCCAGCUAUCUUCAAAUGAGUGAAGUUGUUCAAACUUGCCGAAAUUUCAUUAAAGAUGCCUUAAAUAUAAGCAUUAAAUCAGAAGCUCCGGAGUCUGUAGUUGUGGACUAUAAUAAUAGAAAACCAGUUAAUAGAGAUGGUCUGUCUUCAUCACGGGAUCAAAAAAUUGCCAGUUUUUGGGCAACACGGAAUCUUACCAAUUUGGCAAGUAAUGUAAAAAUUGAAAAUGAUGGUUGUAAUGUCGACGAGGGCCAAAUAGAAAACUACCAAAUGAAUGACAGUGGUUGGGUCCAGGAUGGUUCUUCUGAAUUGGCUGAAAAUGAAUCUGAAACUCAAACAAAAGUGUUUGUUUGGAAUAAUAUGGGCGCCCAGGGAAUUCAAGAAACUGGCAAAACAAGGAGGAAAAACCAGACGGCAAAGAGAUUUGUUUAUAAUAUACCACCUAAUGAAACAAAUUUAGAAGAUUGCUCAGUGAUGCAGCCACCUGUUGCCUAUCCAGAAGAAGAGUUGUCAUUCAUCAAGGAAGAGCCAGAUCUGGAUGGUGCUCUACUCUCAGGGCCAGAUUGUGAUAGAAAUGUGAAUGCAAAUUUAUUGACUGAAGCCAGCUCUGGUCAGGAUGGAGGUGAUGCUGGUACUUCACAUGAUUUCAAGUAUAGCCUGAUGCCUGGCACGUCAAGCGAUUUCAAGUAUGGAUUGAUACCAGGUACUUCAAGUGAUUUCAAGUAUGGAUUGGUACCAGGUGCUUCGAAUGAUUUCAAGUAUGGAUUAUUGCCUGAAUCUUGGCCAAAACAGGAUACUUGGGAAAAUGGUGAAUCAUCUCUAAUCAUGAACAAGUUAAAAUGUCCUCAUUGUAGCUAUGUAGCCAAAUACAGACGAACACUAAAAAGACAUUUGCUCAUUCACACGGGAGUCCGAUCAUUUAGCUGUGAUAUUUGUGGAAAGCUGUUUACUCGCAGAGAACAUGUAAAAAGACAUUCCCUGGUGCAUAAAAAGGAUAAAAAAUACAAAUGUAUGGUGUGUAAGAAGAUCUUCAUGUUAGCAGCCAGUGUUGGAAUAAGACAUGGAUCUCGACGCUAUGGUGUUUGUGUAGACUGUGCAGAUAAAUCACAACCAGGAGGGCAAGAAGGUGUAGAUCAGGGACAGGAUACAGAUUUCCCUCGGGAUGAAGAAUAUGAGGAGAAUGAAGUGGGAGAAGCUGAUGAAGAGUUGGUUGAUGAUGGAGAAGAUCAGAAUGAUCCAUCUCGAUGGGAUGAAUCAGGAGAUGUUUGUAUGUCUCUAGAUGAUUAACUGACCUACUCUACUCCUCAAGGAUGCUGCAUUUGGACAUAUGAAUCGACAAUUUGAAUUGUUGAACUUGAAGGCUUGCAAAAUAUGGUACAUGCUGGAUGGUAGUUAUGUUGCUGUGAAAACUGUAGGGUCAAAGCCUUAUAGCAAAAAAUUUUUUUUAUAUUUGCACAGGACUGUACAGCAUACAACCUUGUGGUUGGAUUACAUAGAGUCCCCACAUCUUCAGUCAGUUAUCAAAGUAAAAAUAUUUUUUAUUUAUAGGAUAUACAGUAACUUAACUAUUAGGGUCCUAUAAAACAUAGUACCUGUCCUUAAAGAACUUCCAUUCAUGUGCCACUUUAGCAUGAAUGAAGAAAAUCCAUUUAUGAGAGUACAGUGACAGUCGACCCAAUCACUCUAUCAAACCACACAGACUAGUUUGUACUAGUAGAGUUUUGUUUCUAUUUUUAUUUUUAUUAAUUUUAUUUUUUUUAAUACAGAUUUUCAGUGAGGGGCUUUUUCAACCCCAUUGGUUCUACUUUUCUGUAUUUUCGAUUUAAUUUGCUACAUAACUUAAACCAAGUCUCUUCUAGUCUUAGAUAUUUCUCAGUUUCGUGCUAAUGGGCAUGCUUAUAAGAACUGGAGAGGUAAUUUAUUGGUAUGAACUGACUUCCUCCAUUCCCCCUUUCCUUUUUGACAUGAAUUUUACUACUUCACAAAAUGAAGAAUGACGUUGCAAAGUUACCAUGGCGAAGUUGACAAAUACCACUAAAAUGAUUAUGAUUUAGAAGUAACUUUCUCCUGCUGCUCUAAUCUGAUAAAUGGUUACUAUAUGACCUUUCCU
This is a messenger RNA of Talpa occidentalis (Iberian mole), 4030 nucleotides long. RefSeq names its product zinc finger and BTB domain containing 10 (gene ZBTB10). The record is from RefSeq and is a predicted model, not a curated record. The transcript has 6 exons. Bases 589 to 3207 code for a protein of 872 amino acids. Gene Ontology annotation, biological process: regulation of transcription by RNA polymerase II. Gene Ontology annotation, molecular function: DNA-binding transcription factor activity, RNA polymerase II-specific; protein binding; RNA polymerase II cis-regulatory region sequence-specific DNA binding. Lineage: Eukaryota; Metazoa; Chordata; Mammalia; Eulipotyphla; Talpidae.